Molecule: messenger RNA, 3492 nt
Organism: Fusarium musae
Lineage: Eukaryota; Fungi; Ascomycota; Sordariomycetes; Hypocreales; Nectriaceae
Exons: 2
Coding region: 1-3492 (1163 amino acids)
Biological process (GO): protein phosphorylation
Cellular component (GO): mitochondrion
Molecular function (GO): nucleic acid binding; protein kinase activity; ATP binding
Source: RefSeq, a predicted model, not a curated record
AUGUCUGAUCCAACAGGUACAGCUGGCACCGCUCUCGGGGCGACCAGUCUCUUCCUCCAAAUCUUCCAAGGGUGCGUUGAUGGUUUUUCUGUAUGGCAAAAAGGCGAAGCGCUAGCCUCCGACGCGCUUAUUUUCAAAGCUCGUCUCGAGAUGCAAGCUGCUCGAUUCAAGGCCUGGGGUCUAGACUGGGGAUUUGACCGGGGACCUGACGCGGCUUGUUGGAGAGACAAUCGCUUCAUCGAGAACGGAGACCUCGCUGUGAAAUAUGUUGUCAUCAUCUACGGUUUCUUGGACUCACUUGGUGAACUAUCCCAAGAGUUCCCGGUGUUGGCGUCUGCGGAGAAUGUCCCUGUUUCAGCGGCGACUUCGCUCGGGGCUAUGCUCCGAAUGGCGUUUAAGGACUCUCAGGAGCGGGAAGAGUGGGCGAAGAAGCUUGAAGCGAUGCGCGAUGAGGCCAAAGUGUCGGAGAAACUGCGAUGGGCUCUCAAAGAAGGGGAGAUCACAAAGACACUCGAGCUUCUUGAGACUAUGAUUGAUGAUCUCUGCAAGUUCUUCAAACCGCCUGAGAAUGACCCCGUCGCGUUGCAAGUUGCGAAUUCUCUACUCUCAUCGCUCAACAUCACUAAGCUGAACGCUGUCGCUGCGGGCGCGCCAGAUGACUCGAUGCUUCAGAGUCUAGCUCUCCUCAAGGUUAUGGUUCUGCAACUUCAACUCGGUGCUCGCAAUGCAGAGAAGGUGGAUGAGAAAGAUAGAUCGCUCCGUGAAACAGGACAGCUCGAUGAGCGAACGAGGCGAUCGGCUGGGGUAUUUCGGAAGGGGACGACCUCUACGGAUGUUUUGGUGGAGUGGAAACUGAUCGAUGGUUCUCAUAUCCCUCCUGGACACACUGCAGCAACGUAUCGCGCAAUGGCAGGUAAUCGCAUCAAGAAUCUGGCGCGACUUCUCAAAUGGAGCUCAAGGCUUGGAGAUCUCAGAACAUUAGACUGUAUUGGAGUCAUCACCCGCGAUGGGCUGUCCGAUGAUGAAGUCCGAUACGGGAUCAUCUUCAGCACGCCAACAAAAAAGUACAAAACACUAAAGACUAUCCUCGAGGGGCCACAGGACAAUAUCUACCUCGAUGACUGGUUCAGAGUCGCGAAGAGCGUGACGCGAGCGGUGCUGUGUUUGCACCUGGCAGGCUGGCUGCACAAAGGACUUCGCAGCGAAAACAUUCUGUACUUCCAGGAUGAUGCAGGUAACAUCUCUUACGAAGAGCCUUACCUAGCCGGUUUCGAGUACAGUCGAGAGAUAUCAGCGCCAGGGCAAACAGAGGGCGUGACAGAUGAUCUAGAAGCGAAUCUGUACCGACAUGAAGAAGUCCAAGGUGUACCUAAAGAGCCUUCGGACGAUGAUCAAGGGGAACCAGCCAAAACUUCUUUUGCGAUGAAGCAUGAUAUCUACAGCAUUGGUAUUCUUCUGCUCGAGCUCGGACUUCAAAAGCCAAUGAUCCAGUUGUAUGAAGAAGCUAUACAGACCGAGAACUACGAGCAUUCCGCCGCUGCGUUUCGGAAAUGGAUACUGAGCAAGGCACUCCCGAAGCUUGGGCGAUCAAGAGGAAAAGAGUACAUGAGGGCUACAGAGUUAUGUCUGGAGUCGGAGUUUGAGGGGACUUCUGCGGAUGAGCUGCAACAGGCAUUCUACAAGAGCGUUCGCCUUCGUCUUCCCAUCAACAUCCUUCAACACCCGCGCCAAAGUCUUCUUCCCCUCACAGCACUCUUCGCACAGCAACAUAUCACCCCUUAUUCUCCUCAUUUCCUGAUGGACGGUGGAUCGAGACGUCGCGGCGGUCGCGGCGGCAACCGUCGAGGUUUCAGCUCUCGUGGCGGUGGUCGCGGCGGUGGUCGCUCAAACCAGCCUCGCAACCCAAAGAUCAAGACCGAGAAUGAGGAUGUCGAGAUGGCUUCACCCUCGCCUGCGCCGCCGCUCACCGAAGAGCCCACCUCGCGUCGUUUCGACAGCUUGUUGGAGAACAACAAGGUCAACCCUCUCAUCGUGCGCACCAUCACCAACGACAUGAAGUUUGAGUUCAUGACGCCCGUCCAAGCCGCGACCAUGGAUGAGCUUCUGCCCCCGAACCGCAGCGACUGUCUCGUCCAGGCGCGCACCGGCACCGGCAAGACCAUGGCAUUCUUGAUCCCUGCCCUGCAGACUAUGAUUAACCAGAACAGAGCUGCCGGCGAUGGCAUUUCGCUACUUGUCAUCUCACCGACUCGUGAGCUCGCGCUCCAGAUCUCCGCCGAGGCAAAGAAGGUUCUUCAAGGACUGCCCAAGUAUCGCGUUCAGGUUGCCAUUGGUGGAACGAACAAGGAUCGUGAGGAGAGAGCCAUUCUCGCUGGUUGUGAGAUUCUCAUCGCUACGCCUGGUCGUCUUCUGGAUCAUAUGUCCAACGAGGAUAUCGUUUACAGCAUGCGUAAGCUCAACACUCUUGUUCUCGACGAGGCCGACCGUCUUCUCGACAUGGGCUUUAUGAAGGAUCUGCGUGACAUUGUCGGCCGUCUUCCCGACAAGACCAAGUCCGACCGACAAGGCAUGCUCUUCUCCGCCACCAUCGCUCCCCACGUUGAGCAAGUCGCUGGUCUCGUCCUCUCGCCCGGCUACAAGUUUAUCUCGACCAUUCCCGCUGGUGAAGCCAACACCCACGAGCGCGUUCCCCAGUUCCUCGUCCAGGUCCCCACCUUUGGCGAUGUUGCGCCCGCCAUGGUUGGCUGUAUUCGUGAGGAAGCCACACGCGGCCAGGCCUUCAAGGCGAUCCUUUUCGCGCCGACCGCUGCCAUCGCUGAUUUCUACGGACGCCUUUUGGAGGAUCUUCCUGGCCUUCCCCCCGUUUCAAUCCUGCACAGCCGCAUGAGCCAGAACAAGCGCACAAAAAUCACCAACGACUACCGAACUGCUCGCAACGCUAUUCUCGUCGCUACCGACGUCGUCGCUCGUGGAAUGGACUUCCCCGGCGUCACCACCGUCAUCCAAGUCGGUAUGCCCGCCGACAAGCAGAGCUACAUCCACCGUCUCGGCCGAACAGCACGAGCCGACGCUGAAGGUCGCGGAAUCCUUAUAGUUUCCGACGCAGAGGGUUUCUUCCCCAAGUACUCCCUCAAAGAAAUCAACCUCCUCCCCCGCGAAGCCGAUCUCUCACCGAGCAGCGACGUCAUCGAAGUCGCCGAGAAGAUGGAGGAUGACGAGAAAUCCAGAGUUUACCAAGCUUGGCUGGGCUACUACAACAGCCACAUGAAGUCUCUCCGCUGGGACAAGGAGGAGCUCGUCCGACAAGCCAACGUUUACGCACGCGAGGGUCUGGGGUCGCCUGACGUGCCUACUAUUCAGAAGAGCACGGCUAGCAAGAUGGGACUGAGGGGUGUGCGGGGGCUGAACACGGUUGCUGAUCGACCUCGUCAGAAACAUGGUGCUCCUGGUGGACACGGAGAUAAUGGACGCGGAAAGCGAGGACGCAACUAG